Molecule: messenger RNA, 4414 nt
Organism: Arvicanthis niloticus (Nile rat)
Lineage: Eukaryota; Metazoa; Chordata; Mammalia; Rodentia; Muridae
Gene: Usp36
Product: ubiquitin specific peptidase 36
Biological process (GO): protein deubiquitination; regulation of apoptotic process
Cellular component (GO): cytosol; nucleus
Molecular function (GO): cysteine-type deubiquitinase activity
Source: RefSeq, a predicted model, not a curated record
GGACGCUGGUGCUGCGCGGGCCUUCCGCGGCUUCCCGAGAGGCCUAGGAGGUCGAAGUCGGGCGCGGCAGAGCGCAGGAGCUUCCGCGGGGUUUGGCACAAGGAGGGUGCGCGCUCCUGAUCGCGGAUUCUGGGGAUUCCAGCGAAGGCUGACAGGUGCUGGCCUAUUCUGGACUCUAUUCUUGGCAGUGUUGGUGACUGAGCAGGCUGAAGUCCAGGGGAGUGCCUGCCAGGUCAGUUCUCCUUUGAGAGCCUGGUUCCCUUACGUGCUGCAGACAGAAGCAACAGCCAGACUCAGGCACCCCAGGAAUGCACCAUGCCAAUAGUCGAUAAGCUGAAGGAGGCUCUCAAGCCUGGCCGGAAGGACUCGGCAGAGGAUGGGGACCUGGGCAAGCUGCUGGCGGCCUCGGCCAAGAAGGUCCUUCUGCAGAGAAUUGAGUUUGAGCCGGCCAGCAAGAGCUUCUCCUACCAGCUGGAGUCCUUGAAGAGCAAAUAUGUGCUGUUGAACUCCAGGGCUGAGGGAGCCAGUCGCCACAGGAGCGGGGAUGAGCUGCAGGCCAGGAAACCAGGCACCGAGCGUGUGUCUGUAAGUGGAGGCGACGGAGUUCCUGCCCCACAGAAAGUGCUCUUCCCUGUGGAGCGACUGUCCUUAAGGUGGGAACGCGUUUUCCGAGUUGGCGCGGGGCUGCACAACCUGGGUAACACAUGCUUCCUGAACUCCACCAUCCAGUGCUUGACCUACACACCACCUCUGGCCAACUACCUGCUCUCCAAGGAGCACGCACGGAGCUGUCACCAAGGAAGCUUCUGCAUGCUGUGUGUCAUGCAGAACCACAUGGUCCAGGCCUUUGCCAACAGCGGCAAUGCCAUCAAGCCUGUCUCCUUCAUCAGAGACCUGAAAAAGAUUGCCCGGCACUUCCGAUUUGGGAACCAAGAGGAUGCACACGAAUUCCUUCGGUACACCAUCGAUGCCAUGCAGAAGGCCUGCUUGAAUGGCUACGCUAAGUUGGAUCGGCAGACACAGGCUACUACCCUGGUGCAUCAGAUAUUUGGAGGCUAUCUCAGGUCCCGAGUGAAGUGCUCUGUGUGCAAGAGUGUCUCAGACACAUACGAUCCCUACUUGGACAUAGCACUGGAGAUUCGGCAAGCUGCAAAUAUUGUGCGCGCUCUGGAACUUUUUGUGAAGUCAGAUGUCCUGAGUGGAGAGAACGCCUAUAUGUGUGCCAAGUGUAAGAAGAAGGUGCCAGCCAGCAAACGCUUCACCAUCCAUAGAACAUCCAAUGUCCUGACUCUGUCCCUUAAGCGCUUUGCCAACUUUAGUGGGGGGAAAAUCACCAAGGAUGUUGGCUAUCCAGAGUUCCUGAACAUCCGUCCAUACAUGUCGCAGAGCAGCGGUGACCCUGUCAUGUAUGGGCUCUAUGCUGUCCUGGUGCACUCGGGAUACAGCUGCCACGCUGGGCACUACUACUGCUAUGUGAAGGCCAGCAAUGGACAGUGGUACCAGAUGAACGACUCCUUGGUCCAUUCCAGCAAUGUCAAGGUCGUUCUGAACCAACAGGCCUACGUGCUCUUCUAUCUGCGGAUUCCAAGCUCUAAAAAAAGUCCUGAGGGCCCUGUCUCCAGGGUAGGCACCACUCUUCCCAGCCGUCCCAAGGUCAUUCCAGAUCACCCCAAGAAGAGCCCUGGCAAUGGGGUCGUGUCCUCCCCACUGAUGGCAAAGCGACAAGACUCUGUAAUGAUGAGAAAGCUGCAGGCCCCUGAGGACGUUGGCAUGCCUGUGUCCAGAAAUGGCUCUGUUCCUGGUCUGAAGUUACAGAAUGGAUGUGCUCCUGCAAAGACACCUGCCGGGUCCCCUUCCCCAAGACUCACUCCAACACCCACACACCUGCCCACCCUUCUGGAUGAGCCUGGAAAGGUGAAGAAGUCAGUCCCACCACAGUCUCUCACCUCGUCUCCAGCCACUUCUCAGGGCUCUCCUGGGACCGGUGAAUCCAGGAGCCAGCGGCCUGGCUCCUGGGCAAGCAGAGACACCAUCUUCUCUACCUCACCAAAGCUCCUGGCCAAAGCCAUUACUAACGGGCACAGGCUGAAGGGGGACAGCAAUGGUGUGGACCUGGAGAAAGGGGAUUCAAGCAGCUCAAGCCCCGAGCACUCUGCCAGCAGUGACCCUGCCACAGCCCCUCAGACCUCAGAGGGCAGAGCUACACACAUCUGUGAUUCUCAGGGAACAAACUGUCCCGCCACUGGCCAUCCCAAAGCGCUGUUGAAUGGAGUAGAUGCCAAGAUGGUGAAGUUGAAGUCCCCUGCCCUGAGCAGCACCACCACCGAGCCCACAAGCCUCAUGUCUCCUCCACCAGCCAAAAAACUGGCCCUGUCGGCCAAGAAGGCCAGCACCCUGCGGAGGGCGACCGGCAAUGACAUCCGUUCACCUUCCCCCUCAGCGUUCUGCGACCUCACCUCCCCCAUGAAAGCCACCCACCCCGUCGUUGCCUCCACUGGGCCUGUCAAUAAAACCAGGGCUGCUGCACCUACUCCCCGACCGUCCACCCACCCCCACUCUGCAUCACUGUCCAGUAGUAGCGCCAAGCCCUUAGGGACAUCAGAGCCACAGAGCUGCUGCCCCUCCGCCUGGAUGCCCCUGCCUCAGGUCAAUGGACACUUCACGUCCCACUUAUACCAACUGCCAGCGGCCAGCGAGGCCCUACACAGCCCCUCCAGAAAGAGAAAAAAGACCCCUAAUGGAGAUCCCCAGAGACUGGGCAUAGACACCCUCCUCCCACAGUGCCUCAGGGGAGCACCUGCCACAGCACGCAGGAAGAGAAAAAAGAAGUGCCUGGAGCAGGUGGGUGCCACAGCUCCCCAGCAGGAGAGCCAGCCUCAGGACCAGCCUUGGAGUCCCAGCGGUGGGGAGGAAGAGGGUACGCAGCCCCAGGUAAAUGGCCAUCAAGUGAGUCACAUCCUGGACAGUAACCAUGCGAGCAGCAGGAAAAGGAGGAAGAGGAAAAGAUCAGAAGGACUCAGCCAAGAAGCCACCCUGUCCCAGGACCUACUUCAGCAUAGCUGCUCCCCUGCAGACCACAGUGAGCCUGAGGCCAGGACAGAGUUGCAGAAGAAGAAGAAGAAAAGACGAAAAAGAAGGCCUGAGCCACAGCAGGAAGAAGAGAGCGAGCGAAAAAGAAGGCCUGAAUCUCAGCAGGAAAAAGAGAGCGAGCACCCAGAGUACCAGAGGAGCCCAAUGCUCAGUGUCACCCCAGUCUCUGAGUUGAGUGUGAAUGACCAUCUUCCUAGUGACCGCCUGGGGCUGGGACAAGCACCUCUCGUUACCUGGAACAGAGAUCAAGAACCCGAUGUGGUCCAGGAGUUGCUUCAGGACUCAUCUGAUAAGGCUUAUGGGAAAAAAGUUCUGACCUGGGAUGGGGAGCCUUCAGCCGUCAGUCAGGAUGCCAUCAAAGACAGCAGAUUGGCCCGGACCCAGACGGUGGUUGAUGACUGGGAUGAAGAAUUUGAUCGAGGGAAGGAAAAGAAAAUUAAAAAGUUCAAAAGAGAAAAGAAGAGAAACUUCAAUGCCUUCCAGAAGCUUCAAAGUAGACGCAACUUUUGGUCUGUGACUCAUCCUGCAAAGGUCACCAGCCUCAGCUAUCGCCGCUGAGUUUGCAUCGGUCGAUCGAGGUAGACCAGUGCCUGUGCCACAGCAUUCAGAGCUGUCACAUCACAUCCUUGGAACUGUCUACUUGGAUCUGAGAAGCAGCCUUGUGCAGUCUCCACUACACUGAGCCUACCAUGGUGGAGACUCCUGGUCGCACUGUUCACAGAUGACCCAGUGUAGAUGCUCACAGGUGAUUUCAUGUUGAACCUCACAAGAGAAAACCUGGGCUGUGGUGUCGUGCUGACAGAAACCUUAGAGACCUCUGGAAAGGUUGAGCAUCUUCCUCAUAGGCCCUGGGAUCUAGGUAGGAAAACUGUCCCUGGUCUGGGUCUGUCAGACAAGGAACUGAGGCCAGCAUCUCCCAGCAUGUUCUUCACGCAGAAUGGUGACAUUUGGUGGUGCCUUUUCUGGUGAGCCCUCCUUUGCUCUCUGAAGCUGGAGCUGUCCCGUGGCUCUCCUCUCAGAGGGACCUCUGUAUGACUGACUGUCGGCUACAGCAAGAACAAGCCCUGCUGACUGCACUGCCCCCACCCGCAAAGUGCAUCUCCUUGAAAGAACGCCACACCUUCUAGAAAGCUGCAGCUGCUGGGCAUGGGAGAACCUUGAAAUACGUGCCAGCUCCUCUGCUUCUAAGGCUGCCAGCCCUCCAAGGAGACUGUCAAGCUCCUACAUCUGCCAUAACCUGUGGGUUUCUGUCAAGGUGGUGGUCUUUGGAGAUGAAUUCUCCAUUAUUUUACUACUUACGAUAAAGCCUUUAUUUUUGACCAGG